AAAUUUAACAAAACUAUACAUACAUGAUCCAAUUCUUAAAAUUACUUCAUUUGUAUUUUCAAGAUAAAAUCUGAUUAAAAUUUGAAAAAUACCCUUUUGAUCUCUAUCCUUUUUAAGUUGGAAGUUUGGAAGCAUGAUUUGUUGUUGAAGAGAAAAGAUAAAGAGGUUUUUUGAUUGCUGGGGGAGAUGAAGAGGUCCAGAGACGACGUCUACAUCUCUUCUCAACUUAAGAGACCUAUGGUUUCUUCUCGAGGGGAAACGUCUGGGCAACCCCAAAUGAUGGGAGGAGGAGGAGGUGCUGCACAGAAACUAACAACAAACGAUGCCUUGGCAUAUCUCAAGAGAGUUAAGGAAAUAUUUCAAGAUAAAAGGGAAAAAUACGAUGACUUUCUUGAAGUAAUGAAAGAUUUUAAGGCUCAAAGAGUUGAUACUGCAGGUGUCAUAGCAAGGGUUAAGGAACUGUUUAAAGGGAAUCAAGAUCUGAUUUUGGGUUUCAAUACCUUUUUGCCAAAGGGAUAUGAAAUCACCCUCCCAUUUGAGGAUGAACAACCUCCACAAAAGAAGCCUGUUGAAUUUGAAGAAGCUAUUAAUUUUGUGAACAAGAUUAAGACAAGGUUUCAAGGUGAUGACCGUGUUUAUAAGUCAUUUUUAGACAUUUUGAACAUGUACAGAAAGGAAAACAAGUCCAUCACUGAAGUCUACCAGGAGGUUGCCUUGCUUUUCCAAGACCACUCAGAUCUACUUAAGGAAUUCACUCACUUUCUGCCGGAUUCCUCAGCAACAGCCUCUACUCAUUAUGUGCCCUCUGGUAGAACAUCUAUACCACAAGACCAUGGAUCUGCUGUGCCUACAAUGCGGCCAUUGCAAGCUGAAAAGAAAGAAAGGGCUACAGUUUCCCAUGCUGACCAUGACCUCAGUGCUGAACGUCCUCAUCCGGACCAUGAUAGGCUCAUGAUGAAAUUAGUCAAAGAGCAAAGGAGGCGUGGUGAAGAUAGGAAGGAGAGAGAACAGGAUGAUCAAGACUUUGAGCGUGAUGGCAACAGAGACAUGCAACAGUUUCCAUUCAAAACAAAAAGGUUUGUAGAUUCGGCUGUUGAGCAGUUGCAUCAAAGUGGUGAAGGUGAUGAAAACUUUGGAAUGCGUGCUUCUCAUGAUGAUAAAAAUGCUGUCAAAAGUAUGUAUAGUCAGGAGCUUGCUUUCUGUGAAAGAGUGAAGGAGAAGUUGCAAAGUCCUGAUCAUUAUCAGGAAUUCCUGAGGUGCCUUCAUCUCUAUAGCAAUGAAGUAAUAACAAGAUCACAAUUGCAAUCUUUGGUGAGUGAUUUGCUGGGAAAAUAUUCAGAUCUUAUGGAUGCAUUCAAUGAAUUUUUGGUGCGAUGUGAGAAGAAUGAGGGAUUACUUGCUGGCUUUGUGAGUAAAAAGUCCUUGUGGAACGAAGGGCAUUUACCCAGAUCAGUGAAGGCAGAGGAUAGAGAUCGAGAUCGUGAAAAAGAUGAUGAUAUAAAAGAUAGAGACCUUGAAAUUCGAGAAAGGGAUAGGCUUGAUAGAGGCUCCUUUGGAAAUAAAGAUGUAGGAAGUCACAAGAUUUCUUUGUUUUCUAGCAAGGCGAAACCCAUUAAUGAACUUGACCUCUCUAAUUGUGAACAAUGUACUCCAAGUUAUCGGCUUCUCCCAAAAAAUUAUCCAACACCUAUUGCAAGCCAAAGAACAGAGCUUGGUGCUGAAGUACUCAAUGAUCAUUGGGUAUCUGUCACUUCAGGAAGUGAGGACUACUCCUUCAAACACAUGCGUAAGAACCAAUAUGAAGAAAGCCUGUUUCGAUGUGAAGAUGAUAGGUUUGAGCUUGACAUGUUGUUAGAGUCAGUGAAUGUAACAACCAAGCAAGUGGAAGAACUUUUGGAAAAGAUUAACAAUAAUACAAUCAAAGUAGACUGUCCAAUUCAUAUCGAGGACCACUUCACAGCUCUCAAUCUAAGGUGCAUUGAGCGUUUGUAUGGUGACCAUGGACUUGAUGUAAUGGAUGUAUUAAGAAAGAAUGCUCCUUUAGCAUUGCCAGUUAUAUUAACCCGCUUGAAGCAGAAACAAGAGGAAUGGGCAAGGUGUCGGGCUGAUUUUAAUAAAGUUUGGGCUGAAAUUUAUUCUAAGAACUACCAUAAGUCACUUGAUCAUCGUAGCUUCUAUUUCAAGCAACAAGAUUCAAAGAACCUGAGCACAAAAGCCUUAUUGGCAGAGAUAAAAGAAAUCAGUGAAAAGAAGCGCAAAGAAGAUGAUGUGCUUCUUUCUAUAGCGGCUGGAAACAGACGGCCUAUUAUUCCAAAUAUGGAGUUUGAGUACACUGAUCCUGAAAUUCAUGAAGAUUUGUAUCAGCUCAUCAAAUAUUCUUGUGGAGAAAUGUGUACUACCGAACAGUUGGAUAAAGUGAUGAAAAUAUGGACUACAUUCUUGGAACCUGUGCUUGGUCUUCCUUCUCGACCUCAGGGUGCAGAGGACACUGAAGAUGUUGUGAAGGCUAAGAACAAAAAUGGUUCUUCUACCUUUGGUGAGAGUGAGGGAAGCCAUGGUGGUGGUGCUACUGUUGUGAAUUCCAAACAUUCAAAUCCUUGCAAAAAUGGAGAUGAAAGCAUCCAACCUGAGCAAUCAAGUUCUAGCCGGUCUUGGAUGCUGAAUGGAGAUAGUGAGAUUAAAGAAGAUGGCUCUGUUGUUGAUGCAGAUCAUAUUUCUCACAAGACCAAUAACGUGUCUGAUGCUCCUCAGCAAGAUAAAAUUCAAGCAAAUGCAAUAGGGUCCAGCAAACAAGCCAGUUCCGAUGAGCAAUCAAUCAAUCCAAGUGCAUCCCUUGCAGUUGCAGCUGGACUGGAAAAAAUGUCUAUUAACGUAGAAAGUGCUUCAGGUCUUGGUGCGGCAGCUUUGAGACCUUGCGAUGGUCCUGUUGAGGGUGGGCUUGGGCUGAAGUCAAGUAAUGAAAAUUUGCCUACAUUGGAGGGUGGUGAUUGUUCUAGAUCAAUCAUAUCCACAAAUAGGGUGAUGACAGAAGGUGCCAAAAGUGACAGAUGUAAUGAAGAAUCUGCUGGCCAAUUUAAAGUUGAGAGGGAGGAAGGUGAACUGUCUCCAAAUGGAGAUUUUGAGGAAGAUAAUUUUGCGGUUUAUGGAGAAGCUGGUCUGAACACUGUACCCAAAGUGAAGGAUGGUGCUCUAAACAGGCAAUAUAAAAGCCAUGGAGAGGAAGAAAUAUGUGGUGGAGGGGGUGGGGGUGAAAAUGACGCUGAUGCUGAUGAUGAAGGUGAGGAGAGUGCUCAGAGAUCAUCUGAGGAUAGUGAAAAUGCCUCAGAGAAUGUUGAGGUUUCUGGCAGUGAGUCUGGUGAUGGUGAGGAUUGCUCAAGGGAAGAGCAGGAGGAAGAUAUGGACCACGAUGAGAAUGAUAAUAAGGCUGAGAGUGAAGGUGAGGCUGAAGGGAUGGCUGAUGCAAAUGAUGUUGAAGGAGAUGGAACUCUGUUACCCUGUUCUGAACGCUUCCUACUAACCGUGAAGCCACUAGCAAAGCGUGUCCUGCAAGCAUCACAUGACAAAAAAUGGGAUUCUCAGAUUUUUUAUGGAAAUGAUUCGUUUUAUGUGCUUUUUAGGCUUCACCAAACACUAUAUGAGAGAAUUCAAUCAGCGAAGAUCAAUUCAUCAUCUUCAGAUAAAAAAUGGAGGGGCUCAAAUGACCCUAGCCCAACUAAUCUUUAUUCCAGGUUCAUGAGUGCACUUUACAAUUUGCUUGAUGGCUCUUCUGAUAAUACGAAGUUUGAGGAUGACUGCCGAGCUAUUAUUGGAACUCAGUCAUAUGUUCUAUUCACACUGGAUAAGCUGAUAUAUAAACUUGUCAAACAGCUUCAAGCCAUUGCAAGUGAUGAGAUGGACAACAAACUUCUCCAACUAUAUGCGUAUGAGAAAUCUAGAAAGCCUGGAAGAUUUGUUGAUGUUGUUUAUCAUGAAAAUGCACGAGUUCUCCUUUAUGAUGAGAGUAUAUAUCGUAUUGAAUGUUUGUUCACACCAACACGUCUCAGUAUUCAGCUUAUGGACCAUGGGCACGAUAAGCCCGAAGUGACAGCAGUUUCCAUAGACCCUAAUUUUGCAGCUUAUCUGCAUAAUGACUUCCUCUCAGUUGUUCCAGAGGAAAAAGAGAAGGCUGGGAUUUUCCUGAAGCGGUCUAAAUGCAGAUAUGUAGGUGGUGAUGAAUUUUCUGCUACAUGCCAAGCCAUGGAAGGACUUAAAGUGGUCAACGGUUUGGAGUGCAAGAUUGCUUCCAAUUCAUCCAAGGUCUCAUACGUUUUAGAUACAGAAGAUUAUUUAUUUAGGGCAAAAGCAGGGAGACCUUUGCAUCAAAACAGCUCGUCCCAACCUAAAGUUUCAAAUGGCUGUUCAGUCAGACUACGACGGCUACAGCGAUUUCAAAGUUUGGUUGCUGACACAUGAUUAACCUUUUCCUGAUUCUUGCAUGGUCAAAGUGACACUGCAUCAACAUCUCCACUUCAAAUAUCAUUGUUCUCCCAUUGGCAUCAGUAAGCAAGCAGAUGCACAAUUUUCUGGGAUGAGAAUCAACAUCGCCAGAAAUGGAAUCGCUUUUUGAUAAUUUAUCUUCCAAUUAUUCUCAUAUUUGUCUCACGAACCAAAUAAAGAAUUUGAGGAAAGGAAUGCUCGGCAAGAUUGAAAGGUCGAAGAAUAUUGUAAGUUUCUCGGCCCUCCAGCCACAUUUCUGUACAUAGAGGAAUUAUGUGAUGUUAAAACCUGAGGUAUAUGUCCAUUCCAUUCAUCUAUAAAAUUUUUUUUACUAA
Rubroshorea leprosula is the source of this 4811-nucleotide messenger RNA. The record is from the annotation of a GenBank genome assembly. Lineage: Eukaryota; Viridiplantae; Streptophyta; Magnoliopsida; Malvales; Dipterocarpaceae.